AUGAACAUCAAUGGCAAAGAUUCAGAACACUUUCACUACUCAUGGACCAUAACAAAGCUAAUGUCUUUCUUCUUCCUCUUAAUUACCUCAUCCUAUCUCUUCUAUUGCCUUGGAUUCUUUACUCAUUCAUAUGAUUGUGCCCAAAAAAGACUUUACCUUCUUCCCAUUACCCACCUAUCUCACACUGACCCUCCAAAACCCUUUGAAAAAACCAACAUCUCCCACAUAGUAUUUGGCAUAGGAGCCUCAUCCAAGCUCUGGAACCAUAGAAAAGAAUACAUAAAACUAUGGUGGAGACCCAAUGAAACAAGGGGCAAUGUGUGGUUAGACCAACAAGUGAAAACUGAACCUGGUGAUGAGUACUUGGUCCCAACAUUGAAGAUUUCUAGUGACUCUUCAAAGUUCAAGUACAAGCAUCCACGUGGCAACAAGUCAGGCAUUAGGAUAUCUCGUAUAGUGUCAGAGACAGUGAAGCUUAGGAUGGAGAAUGUGAGGUGGUUUGUGAUGGGAGAUGAUGACACUUUCUUUGUCACUGAGAAUUUGGUUAAGGUUUUGCAAAAGUAUGAUCACAAUCAGUUUUAUUACAUUGGAACCUCUUCAGAGAGCCACAUGCAAAAUAUUCAUUUUUCUUAUAAUAUGGCUUUUGGGGGUGGUGGGUUUGCCAUUAGUUACCCUUUGGCUUUGGCAUUGGAGAGAAUGCAAGAUAGGUGCAUACAGAGGUACCCUGCAUUGUAUGGCUCAGAUGAUAGGAUUCAAGCUUGUAUGUCAGAACUUGGUGUUCCACUCACUAAGGAGAUUGGCUUUCAUCAGUUUGAUGUGUACGGCAAUGUGUUUGGACUCCUAUCAGCUCAUCCCGUUACACCAUUAGUUUCCUUGCAUCACUUGGACGUGAUUGAGCCCAUUUUUCCAAACAUGGACCGGGUUCAGGCCCUACAGCGCCUCAAAGACCCAAUAAAACUGGACCCAUAUGGGCUUAUGCAACAAUCCAUUUGCUACGACAAAAAACGUGUCUGGACCAUAUCCGUGUCAUGGGGCUACUCGGUUCAGUUAAUCCGGGGCAUUUUCUUGCCCCGGGACAUGGAGGUGCCGCCCAGAACCUUCUUGAAUUGGUAUCGCCGGCCAGAUUUUAUCGGAUAUCCGUUCAACACGCGCCCAUUCAAUCGGAACUAUUGUCAAAAACCUUUUGUUUUUUACUUGUCUAAUGCAACCUAUGAUGGGGUUGCUAAUGAGACUCUAAGCGAGUAUAUUCGGGUCCACCCGAAUCCGGAAUGCAAGUGGAAAAUGGCGGAUCCUAACCAAAUCCGAGUUGUGAAAGUCCAUAAAAAGCCCAACCCACAUUUGUGGGACAAGUCUCCAAGAAGAAAUUGUUGCAGGGUUCAACCUACAAAGGAGGAAGGUACUCUAGUGAUUGACGUAGGAGAAUGUAGAGAAGGUGAAGUUCUUGAGAAGUAG
Molecule: messenger RNA, 1452 nt
Organism: Abrus precatorius (Indian licorice)
Lineage: Eukaryota; Viridiplantae; Streptophyta; Magnoliopsida; Fabales; Fabaceae
Exons: 3
Coding region: 1-1452 (483 amino acids)
Molecular function (GO): acetylglucosaminyltransferase activity
Source: RefSeq, a predicted model, not a curated record